AUGGGUUCUCUGGGACUUGAAGUUGCAAAGAAGGCAAUGUGGCUUUAUCCAAAGGUCAUGGGUUUUAAUCCUUUUCCUGUUCUUUCUCAAAUAUUUGAUUCUUGUUGUAAGAGCAAGAAGACUGGUAAACUGUCAUCGAGAUUGUUAACAUGCUGCAAGGAGGGUUUCAGGGGUGAUGACAUUUGGGACAGUAAUACAAAGACUCCCAGGGCCGAAACACAAACUGGUUGCCUUACUCGAAUGCUUAUUCAAGUUUGCAAGUAUACACAUAAGUUUGAAGUUACAAAAUUUGUUGAAAGCCACAACCAUCCAUUGAUGAUUGAUGAAUGCAUGCACAUGCUGCUGUCGCAGCGUAGAAUUAGCCGCGUUCAGGCCAUUGAUUUGGAAUUGGCUUCUGAUUCAGGAAUAAGCCCUCACAAUUCAUAUGACUUGAUGGGAAGGCAAGCUGGUGGAAAAGAAUCAGUCGGGUACAUGAAGUUGGAUUUGCUAAACUAUAUAAGGACCCGAAGACAAACUGAGCUCGAAUAUGGAGAGGCAGCAUGGCUAAUGAAUUAUUUUGAGACUCAGUCUUGUGAAGAUCUAUCUUUCUUUUAUGCAUUCCAAUUGGAUAGUGAUCAAAUGAUUACUAACAUAUUCUGGGCUGAUUCAAAAAUGGUAGUUGAUUAUUGCAAUUUUGGAGAUGUUGUAAGUUUUGACACAAUACACAAAGUUGUACAUGGCAACAGUCCAUUUGGAAGUUUCUUGGGGUUGAAUCAUCACCGGGAGACCGCUGUGUUUGGAGCAGCGUUCAUGUAUGAUGAGACUGCAGAGUCGUUUGUCUGGUUGUUUGAAACAUUUUUGAAAGCAAUGUCUGGUAAAGCGCCAAAGACGAUUUCACUGAUCAAGAUGCUGCAAUGGGAAAGGCAUUGA
Messenger RNA from Cornus florida, 909 nucleotides. Its product is annotated as protein FAR1-RELATED SEQUENCE 5-like. The coding region runs from base 1 to 909 and encodes 302 amino acids. The record is from RefSeq and is a predicted model, not a curated record. Lineage: Eukaryota; Viridiplantae; Streptophyta; Magnoliopsida; Cornales; Cornaceae. The transcript has 3 exons.